UUAUGCAUUGUGGGUAAUGUAGUACCUCACUUACAUUUUUAAUAACGAUUAAAUUAGUAUUUUAAAGAAACUAAAAACAAGUUGGAAACUGACUUAUACAUUAGGGUAUCCUGUUGUUUAACAAUUUCGUAGUUCACGGCGAUUCACUAUUUAUAAUUUUGGCAUAUAAUGGUGUUUGUAGUUCCGAAACCUAAUUGUUCAGCUCCAGCGGGAACAAGGAAGGGGGAAGUUUUUAGAGUAGGGGGGACUUUAACUACCUGUGGCUCCAAAUGAACGUAUCUUCUAAUUCAGGUUUAUUUUUAUAUUUGAUUUAGAGUUAUACUUGUUUAGAGUUUUGUAUACAGAACACGAAAAUGGGAGAUAUUCAUGACGGGACACCGGUUUCUGCCUUCGAGAAAGACCCACUGGAGCUUGGAGUUGAAGAUGUUUAUGACAUUUCAUAUGUCAUUGGCAAAGACUUAUUAAAAAUAAACAGUGGCGGUCAUGAUGUCUCAGAUUUACAAUUCAAAAUUGUCCGAGUGUUAGAAAUGUUUGAAAUAAUGGUGAGCAAGUAUAACCUGUCACUGGAGGAGCUCAGAAUGGAGAGAGACAACCUGAAAGGGGAACUGGACCGAGUUGUCGCAGGGUCACAUGAAAACAGUAACAAUAUAAUUGGGCCUGACAAGCUGGUAGUAGAUUUGAAGGACCCAAACCGACCACGAUUCACAAUGCAGGAGUUAAAGGAGGUCCUACAGGAGAGGAACCAUCUUAAAGCACAGUUACUGGUGGCCCAAGAAGAGCUUCAACUCUAUCAAAGUGGUGUUUUACCUCAAACAGAAAGAAAUAUGGUUGAAGUAGAUCUGAGGACUCCUUCCUCAGUCGACCCCAUGCAAGAUGUUCCUAGAAAGGAGAACAAAGAACAACACAAAGACGAGAGGUCUACUAUUCAAAAACUGUUCUCAUUUAGAAGAAAAUGACAGCAGUACCUAACCUGCCUUUGGAGACCAGAAGCAUGUUUUUAAAGGACUGUAACAGCUUCUGUAUACUCAGCCUCAUAGUGUCCUAAUCAAAUGUACUUUUGAAAAAUCUUUGUUAAUAUGGCAAGAAUUUCUCAUUUUAAAUGCAGUUUGUUUAUCUAACAAUCUAUUUACUUUUAAAAUGAUACAUUUUUACUACAAGAAUCUUCAAUCUUCUAAAAGAAGCUUACUAUUCAUUUUGUUGAUUGACGAUUUAACAAAUUAUGUUGAAUAUAAUUAAAAAUAGGAAUAAAAAUACAUCCACAAAGGACACUAAAGAACAAUUACUUGUUUGUACAGUCUUUGUCUAAUUGAAAUUAACUCAGUCUUUGUUCAUUUUGUUCUCUUGAAAUUGAAGGAUUUUUUUCUACUUAUGAUUUAGUAACAAAAGUCACUGUUAUAAUUAAAAAAAAGAUAUAAUUAAAAUAAAAAAACAUUUUUCUUUUAA
Tachysurus fulvidraco (yellow catfish) is the source of this 1443-nucleotide messenger RNA. It is a transcript of the gene rilpl2, whose product is annotated as Rab interacting lysosomal protein-like 2. Gene Ontology annotation, molecular function: protein dimerization activity. Bases 354 to 956 code for a protein of 200 amino acids. The record is from RefSeq and is a predicted model, not a curated record. Lineage: Eukaryota; Metazoa; Chordata; Actinopteri; Siluriformes; Bagridae. The transcript has 4 exons.